Molecule: messenger RNA, 3883 nt
Organism: Hippoglossus stenolepis (Pacific halibut)
Lineage: Eukaryota; Metazoa; Chordata; Actinopteri; Pleuronectiformes; Pleuronectidae
Exons: 4
Coding region: 281-1024 (247 amino acids)
Source: RefSeq, a predicted model, not a curated record
AGAGGUGAUAAAUAAAAGAUGUGGAGGCAGACGGAGCUCAGACUCAGACUCAGACUCAGGACGGACACCGAAGCAGCUCUGACUCUUCUCUGCUUCUCCUCAGCUGCUCGUCGGCACCUCACACCUCUGAUGGCUUCGGUCUGACACUGACACACAUCCAACCGAGACGAUCCGAACCGGAAGGGCCCGACAUGGACUGACACCUUUUUCCCUCCAAACGCACGAGCGGACUCUAACCAUGUUGUGAUCGUUCACCUGUCGCAUCAUCACCAUCACCUGAAUGAUCUCAUGUUCGGCCGGAACCAUCGGAAUCGGACCCGCAGCCACGGAGCGUCACACUCAGCCAGCAAACAGUGAAAUGGCCCGAGCAGAGACCAUUGAGAGCGUGGGGGAAACCGGAGGAGGAGGAAACAGCCCUCUUCCACAUCACAACAUCUGCCGCAUGGAGGUGCCUCGCCCCCUCCACACCUGGCCCGGCCUGCUCACCGCCAACACCAUCACCACUGGUUCUGGCACUGGCCCUGGUGCCAUACACCUCCACCACCACCAUCUGCAUCCUUUGCACCCUCUCCAUCUGCCGUACCCGCUUCCUGAUCAGACGCACCAGCAACUUCCUGCGUUGUCGCCAUCAUCAGCACCUCCUCCUUUGCAGCUCUGCAACCGGAGGGAGGAGAGGGAUGGAGGAGCUGUAAAGCCCAGUGCCUUGUCAGGAGAGGAGUCAGACGCUGACAUAGAGGAACACCAGAGGGCUUCCAGCCAGCAGGGGCCUCUGCCUGACCUGCUGCCCAGGAACGAGCCCCCAUCCUGGUCUGCACCGUACCACAGGGAUCCCAGGAGAGAGGCGGAGCAGGAGCUGGAGGUCAGGAGAGUGGCCAGUCAGCUGAGAGCCAUCGGAGAUCAAUACAACGCCACAGUCCUCCGCAGAGCGCACGCUGCCCCCCACUGGCAGGACUGGAGAGACGCGUGCCGAGGACUCUUCAACUUCAUCACCCAGACGCUGAGCACCCUCUACAGGCUCACGUAGGUAACCGUGUCCCCUGCAACCACCGGUUCUCAUGGUGACUUUUUUACAUUCAGGACUCGAACACUGGCCCGUCGCUCGUGAGGAGAAAUAUCUGUUUGCCGCACCGUUGUUCAUUUGAACCUCGAGGACAAAACGCAAACUGAAAUCAAACAUGUUCUUGAACAAAGACUUUGUGAGAAUGGGCUGGAGGUGUUUUCUCAGCCUGUGGAAACUGGACCCUGCCUGUCUGUCUGAACGAUGGUCCGUCCGUCAGUCAGUCUGCUGGUUCGGACUGCAGCUGAUGGACUGACGCUCACUUUUCUACGUGUAUAUUUUGUAAAAUCAAUUUGUUUUCACUGUGUUUGUCCACAUCUGGGGGUCCGAUGUUUAUGUAGCAGGCGAGACUCCAGUAUGUGUGUGAGUCAGUGUGUGUUUGUGUGUGCGCACAUGACAGACCUGGGUCGAACACAUGGAAAGAGUCUGAUGAGGUAAAUUAGAAAGUGGGAUAUUAAAGGAGACAUAUGAUGAUUUUUCAGGGUUUCUUUCCCCUUGUGUGUUAUACAGGUUUUUUUUUAAGUUCUGCAAAGAUAAAAAAAACUCAAAGCUUCUCUCCCCCAAAGGAAAAACCUGAAACACAUCGUCACUGGUCCAGAACAUACUUUGCAUCAUCGUGAUGUCAUAUGACAUUUACAUAAUGCACGCCUGGUGGCUAAUCUGUCACGCCCCCUAAAAACGAGCGCUGAGGACGACAUUUCCUUCACACGCUUGAAGAAGAUGGCCAAUCACAAAAACUAAACUAAAACCAGUUGUUUCGGACAGAGGCUGAUUAGAGCAGCUGUAGCUUUUCAAGUAAAAGCCCAAAUUAACAUUAUGAAUCUGAGUAUGAUCAUAAUAUGUCUCCUUUAAUAAAUGACCUGGUUCUGAAGUGAAGGUCUUCAUCUUCUUCAGAAGCUUUUUUUCAUUUAAAGUUUAAAACCCCCCCCAUUUUGCUGGAGGAUGUUUCACGUUUGUCCGAACAGACGAUUUCUCUUCUUUCCAGUGAUUCUGUUAAAUUUUCUGUUCAUCAUCAUAAGCUCUUGUUUGAGUUGGUUAAAACUAAUUCAGAGAAUCAUCACAGACAUGAUUCGACCCUCACCUCGUGUGUGCAUGUUACUGUUGUGUCUUUAUUCUGCCCCCAUUCUUACAAACUGUGAAACUGGAAGCUGUAGUUUCAUCGCAGGGAAACGUCGGGUGUUAUUUGACUGUGGAUCCAAGCACAGAGUGAAUCUCUCUCCCAAUCUGAAACUGCUUCAUACGAAGUGCCUUCAUGCUCAGAGCUCGACUGAGGCCUCGUGUCCAACACCAGGACAAUCAGCUACACACACACACACACACACACACACACACAUAACAUCUACACACACACACACACACACAUAUACAAUCUUGAAGUGCUUUGUUUUCAGUCACUUAACUCAAGUGUCAUUUGCAUUACAUUCAAAUGUUCCAGCCUCUGCAUGGUUUAAGGUCAUUUCAGGACAGAAAGGCUUAAUCCCUAUGCACACACACACACACACACACACACAGACACACACACAGACACACACACACACGCACACACACACACACACACACACUGGGAACUGCCACUGUACAUUUCUCCACACCAAUCAUUCUGCCAGUGUUGGGAGCUGGCAGGGUUUCACUCGCCUGUGUCGACAGUGUUUAUAGUUACUUGAUCGUAUGUAAAUAUUUUUUUUUUGGACGAUGAAUCUGAGUAAUCUGAACAUUUUUGGCGGACUUUAAAAAAAAAGUACUUAUCUAAGCGAGAGUUCACUGUGUUUGUUGGACAUCUUUUAGUUUUUCUGAGCGGCCGUUGGCAACAGCAGAGCGAGUCUGAAUUUAAAUCCAGUGGAUUUGAGAUGGUUUUCCAAGAGUUAAAGCAAAUUAUAUGAUUUGGAUCUUUUGAUUGUUGAAAAGUAUUUGAUGAUGUUUAUAAAAAUGACCCCUUUCAGUUAUGUGAUUAUUUUCUUUGUAGUUGGGAGGAAAUGUAAAUUGCUCGUAUUAAGAGCGUAAUUUAUUUUGAAAAGUAGCCUUUCUGUAGCUUGUUUUUUGUUUUGGUUCCUUGGUUUUUCAUUUUUUUUAUGUAUUACAUUAUUUAUUUUUUCUUACAUUCCUGAUCAAAACUAUGAAUUAAGCUGUACUUGCGUUGUAACUGUUAAGACAGAGCCGGGAGUUAAAGGUGUCAAUGUCUUCAGCGAAAGACAAUAUAUCAUUUUCAUUUCAAAUGUUAUCAGCUUAAGGAAUUGUGAUUUCAAACGGUACUAUCAGCAUAACAGAAGGACGCAGAACUGCAAGUGAGGUGUUGUCCUUCAAUGUGUUGAGAUCAGAUGGAAAAUACUAAAACUCCCUUUAAAGCACAAAGAAGAGAUUCGGCCUCACAGACCGUUAAACAGCUUCACCUGCCUGAAACUUCAACCAGGUGUUUCUAAUGUGAAUUUAAUUCUGAACCUGUGAAGGCCUGUGUGAUUUCGGACAGCGGCAGUAUGACUGGUGCCGCACAUGCUAAAAAUACUACUACUACUAAUAAUGCACUGUAACAUAGCUUAAUCUAAAAAGAGCCCACUUAACGGAGUAUUUGACCUGCUAAACUUAAAAUGCCUCAAAAACUCAACAGGGAGUCGAUUGGAGGUUUUGGCGAAAGGAGUUUCGUCAGGUUUUAUUUUGCCAUAUUCGAUAUGUUUGAUAGAAUAACUCAUUAGAUUCUCCAUAAGUCCACCUGUAAGUAAAGGAAGGACUUCAACCUGCAGCACUUUGCAGUUGCUCUUCCUCCUGGUUGUUUUUCUCGUGAGAGUGCACUUCCUGGUUCAUCGUGCCCCGCCCCCUACCAACGGCGCUCAG